Messenger RNA from Aspergillus ibericus CBS 121593, 1083 nucleotides. RefSeq lists its product as uncharacterized. The transcript has 5 exons. Bases 68 to 757 code for a protein of 229 amino acids. The record is from RefSeq and is a predicted model, not a curated record. Lineage: Eukaryota; Fungi; Ascomycota; Eurotiomycetes; Eurotiales; Aspergillaceae.
AGCUUAUGUUCUUCUAAGUGUCUUCGCCUACGGGAACUUAAAUUUCCAACCUUAGAGUAUAGAUACAAUGGCUUUCUACCAGAAUCAGAAUCAGACGCUGAUCGGGCAUAAUGCCCUUUGGUGGCAACCAGUUCUCUGGAAUAAUUUCCCCCAUACCUCUCUGACCGAGUACGCCUUGAGAGACUUAGACUACAGAAAUCAAUGUCUUCAGCAAAACCAGAGGCCCAUUCCCCGCCCAAUUUUUCAAGAUGCUCCGGAAUAUCUCCGCACGUGUCCAUCCCACAGCCUGAGGGCAAUCAAGCAGCUCUCUCGACACGGAGGUCCUGAUCUGACCGAUCUACGUGGCUACCCACCCCCUGGUUCCCUCGUCUACUCCUUAGUCCCUACCGAAUCCGGAUUCGUGGAGCCAGGACAAGUACAAAUGAACCCACUCAAGAGAAAGCGCGCAGAUCCUAUGACCUACUACCACAAACCCCAAUCGCCCUUUGAGAACUUUCCAGUCUUUCACUUCAACUCUCCCUAUCCCACGGAACGACCUGUCAAGAUUCCUCGUCUCAAUCACCAGAUUCCUGGUCUACAACACCAACACCAACGCCACCAGCAGCAGCAGCAGCAACAACUACUACCUCAACAUCUGCAUCAGCUGCAUCAACAUCAACAACAGCGACAUCUACAUCAGCUGCAUCAGCAUCAACAUCUACAUCAGCUACAUCAACAUCAUCAACAUAUACAGUUUUACUCUCCUAGAAUCCGCUAAAAUGCAACUCUCGGGGCUUUGCAUUCUACAGCGUCUUCUUUUGGAUUUUUGGUUUUACGAACUUAGGACGCCACGACCUUAAUGCUUCAGGGUCAAAUCACCAAAAAACGCACCAUCACAUCCACCCUGGCAGGUAACAGGGGUGCAGAUGUUCAUCGAAGAGUUUUCAUCCCAUACAUCUUAUAUAGAUUGAUUGAGACAUGCAUAGCACGGAUGACUUUUGCAAGUAGCGGUUAGCAUAGCAGCUGGAUGCAGGAGGAGACAAACAGUGAUUGCCAGAGUACGGGAUAUAUCGUUCUUUACAAAUGAUCUGACGAACAAUUCAG